Messenger RNA from Glossina fuscipes, 1459 nucleotides. Its product is annotated as hybrid signal transduction histidine kinase A-like. The record is from RefSeq and is a predicted model, not a curated record. The coding region runs from base 39 to 1382 and encodes 447 amino acids. The transcript is spliced from 2 exons. NCBI's taxonomy places the organism in Eukaryota, Metazoa, Arthropoda, Insecta, Diptera, Glossinidae.
AAUAAAAAUAAUAAUAGUACGAAAGCAGGAAUACAGAAAUGAAAGGAUUUAAUAACAAAUAUCAGCUGAAAUGCUUUAAUAGCAGCAGGCCACCAUUACUAACAAAAGGAUUCAAAUGUAAAAGAACAACAAAACAAGCAAACCCUUUAUGGCAACGUAAAAAUGUUUGCAGACCAUUAAUGCUAAGGGAAGAGAAGAAAUAUCAGCAAGAACAACAACAACAACAACAACAAAAAGAAAAAGAAAAACUCAGGCAUAAAACUUGGGUUAGUUUGGCAUGCCAAUCUAACGCAUUUACUAACAAAAACUGCAAAAAUAUCUUCAAACACUAUCAUCACUAUUGCAUGUUACAGCAUGCAUAUAAAAUUCAUUUGCAUACGGGUCGCGUUAAAGUGAAAAAUUUUUGGAAACAUUUUAGCGAAAAAUGGAAAUAUAAGUUUCGUUGGCAUAACCAACAAAUAACAAAUAGAUGGAGAUACUGCAAUACAAAUAAUAGCUACAGUGAUAGAACUAGCAGCAAUGGCACUAACACAAGUAGUAACAGUAGCAGCAAUCGUAGAAAUAAUGUCAACUGUCAUGAUACCAACAACAUUAAGAGCAACAACAAUAACACUGCCACUCUUAUAAGAGAUAAUGUAACUGAAAUCAACACAACAAACACUAUUAAUAUGAGCAACAAUGUUACAAAUGGCAAAAGUAAACAAAUUAUGUCAACGUUUGAAAAUGAUCGAAAAGACAAUUUUCUUAUAAAAUGUUGGCAAAGAGGUGCCAACUCAACAGACCAUCGACAAGAGCAAAUGAAACAACGAGAAGAAAAGCUCCACUUACACAAGUCUGAGCAUACGCAAUAUAGUAAAAAAUUUUCAAGCUCUUAUCAAAGUUUAACAAACGCCCUUAACAACACCUCCAGUACACUUGCGUUUAGAAAAAAAAAUAUUGAAAAUUCUUUUAAAUUAAACGCUUUAUUGUCAGCAUCGUCAACGUUGCCGCCGCCAUCGUCAUCGUCAUCGUCAUCGUCAUCAUCAUUGGCAUUGUCGCCAUCGUCGCCAACGUUAUCACCCAUACUAAGAAUAAGCUUACAAUCCUUGGUUAUAAUAAUGUUUGCCUUGAUUUUAAUUUAUUCAUGCACAUGCACACAAGCCAUACGUUUGGCCAAUAGCUUAACGAAAAGUUCGUCCAGCAAUCGAGAACAAUUAUAUAUCGGCCUGAUAGCACCUCAUACAAAUUUCGGUAAACGUGAAUAUUUACGUGCCAUACACUCAGCCGUAUCGGGUUUAAAUAAAACACGCGGCGCCAAAUUAACCUUUUUAAAGGAUUAUCAAUUUGAACCAAGAAAUAUACGCUUUGACAUGAUGUCGCUGACGCCAUCGCCGACAGGAUGAAAAUGUUGCAGGAAUAUUCCUCGAACCAAACUAAUACGUCUUCUUUUAUGGCCUUUACGUUGUCGCGGCUCGAGUAA